This is a messenger RNA of Spinacia oleracea (spinach), 1307 nucleotides long. RefSeq lists its product as uncharacterized. Lineage: Eukaryota; Viridiplantae; Streptophyta; Magnoliopsida; Caryophyllales; Amaranthaceae. Gene Ontology annotation, biological process: protein refolding. The transcript has 3 exons. Gene Ontology annotation, cellular component: cytoplasm. The coding region runs from base 182 to 1087 and encodes 301 amino acids. The record is from RefSeq and is a predicted model, not a curated record.
UCACUCUCAAGUAAGUCUCAAGUCUCAAGUUCUCACCCCCAAAAUUCCAAACAUCUCGCACACUGCAGACACUGAAUCAUCAUCUUCUUCUUUUACCUUCUUCAAUAACGAUGCUGACGUCAUAUUGAUGGUACAAUUCAUAAACUCACAAAAACACUUAGCUUUCCAUUAGGAAGAAGAAAUGCUAACGGGGCAACUGGCGGUGUGGUCCAGUUCCACCAACGUAUUCGGCGGCGUUGGUGGAUUGCUGUUGUGGAGUGGGCGAAGGCGGAAUCGACGGAGAAGAGAUAUUUUCUGGGUUGCGGCUGUUGUCGACGGCCACAACAGAAACCAGCAGAAUCACUACGCAGUUUUGGGGGUUUCGUCUUCUGCUUCUUCUGCUGAUAUCAAAAAGGCAUAUCGCCUUCUCGCCCGUAAGUGGCAUCCCGAUGUUAGCAAGGAUUCACGAGCUGCUGAUGUUUUUAAAAGUAUUCAUCUCGCCUACCAAGUGCUAUCUAAUGAAGCUACAAAGGUUCAUUAUGAUAGAAACCUCAAAUCUGAUCCCGUCAAGAGAACUACUAGUCCCAAUUUCGACUUGGAAGAUGAAUAUAUAAUGCAAAGAUGGAGUGAAAUAAGGCAGAAGAUGCGAAAUGAUAGACAUCGUAAAGGAUAUGGUAAUGGAGGCGAAAGUUUUUCCUUUGACAUUAAUUCUGACGAAGAGCCUGAAGCCAAAACAGAGGAAGAAAGGGGGUCAUUGUUUGAAGUCCUUCAAUCCAUUUCCCUCUCCAUAUUUCUGAUGCAAACAGUUGGCUGCCAGUUAUCUCUUAUUUUCAGCAGCCUAACGGCAUGGUUUGAUGGGAAAUUAGAUACGGGUUAUAAAAUGGGUCACCUGAUUGCUUGGUUAAUGGGUGGUAGAGCUGGUGUUUUGCUUUCAUUGUGUCUCUCUAUUGCAAGCUGGGCAUUUGGCAAAAAUAGCAGCAGUGAAGUCUCUGUAGUGGCCACUGCCAUUUGGAUUGGAUCAAAUAUUUUGAGUUAUACACCACUUCCCCAAGGUCCACUCCUUGUGCUUCUCUACAUGUCUAUUAAACUGCAUGUUGAUCUAAGCUAAGCUACAACCUGCCUUUCUUUGUACUAAUGUUUUCUCAAGUGCUGUACAUAUUUUGUGUUUAAAAAAAAAGAUAAAUGGUCUACUGAUAAAUUUUGAUUACUCCGUUAAAGUUUCCGGUGCGACCAUUUGCUAUCUCAUGUAAUAUUGUGCCUUGUAAGAAUUGUAACAAUGGACAAUUCAUCAAUCUCUGGAAAAUCCAAUCUCAAUUACAUUAUUUUUA